Nasonia vitripennis (jewel wasp) is the source of this 5212-nucleotide messenger RNA. RefSeq names its product xylosyltransferase oxt (gene oxt). The record is from RefSeq and is a predicted model, not a curated record. Gene Ontology annotation, cellular component: membrane. The transcript has 11 exons. NCBI's taxonomy places the organism in Eukaryota, Metazoa, Arthropoda, Insecta, Hymenoptera, Pteromalidae. Gene Ontology annotation, molecular function: protein xylosyltransferase activity. Gene Ontology annotation, biological process: chondroitin sulfate proteoglycan biosynthetic process; heparan sulfate proteoglycan biosynthetic process. Bases 313 to 3114 code for a protein of 933 amino acids.
CUGCUAAUAAACUCGCUCGGUACAGCGGGAGACCUAACCUUACCAUCAGGGCAGAGCUCGACUAUUUGUGUAUAGGUAUAUAUAUCCAUUCUCAUAUCCCCAGACCUCAGAAUUCAGCCAGACAGGCCGUCGUCGGUAGUUGCACUUUGGUGAUCCACGCGCUGCUAGGAGGCGAUGCGUCCGUCAACAGUAGCCUCGUAGCGAAGAUAAGACGCUGCUCCUCAUGGUUCGGUGCAGAGGUGACGUGAUGCUGUGGUCAUGAUCCGCUGGAGAUUCACUAGUGAGGACUAGUGAACUCUCUUUCCCAGAGUCAUGGUGGUGAUGAAGACCCACCUGGAGAACAGGUCCUCCAACUGCCUGAGGAAGUACAGGAUCUUCUUCGUAUGUGGCCUAGUGCUGCUCUGCGCACAGGUCUACCUGGCUUACAACUUCCUCGCACUGGAAAACGAGAGUCAGCAGAGACCUGGCAAGGCUACACUCGAGGAGACUAACUUUUCUCGAGAUGACGAAGAUGAAGGACUGCCAAAGGGGACCCGUCAACUAAAAUUGCCACCUGACAAGCAAGGCAGCUCUAACAAAGCUUUAAAUCGUAACCGUACUACUAGGGUAAAGCUUGACCGCAACUCUCUUAAUUUUGUACCAGCCUGUGAAGUCACAGGUAGAGAAGCGGUAAGUGCCAUAACUCGAGCGCAAAGUCAAAUGUGCAAGGAGCGCAUUGUCAAUGUGACGUGCCUUAGUCAGCAGAAUCUGCUGUAUCCUACAAAGUUACAGUCUUCCUGCCCGCAUUCGCUGGGCUUCGUUGGUGUUCCCAAGAGCUUGGGUUGCUUCAAGGAUGAUAAAAUAUCCAGGCUUCUGCCCAACUAUUAUGCUGUUUUCAAGACUAACAAUUCGCCAGAGCACUGCGCCUACAUGUGCUUGCAGUCUGGCUUUCCUUACGCUGGUGUUGAAUACUCAAUGGAAUGUUUCUGUGGUAAGGAAGAACCUUCCAAGACAAACCAGUUACCAGACUCUAGUUGUAAUAUGAAAUGUCCUGGAGAUCCUAAGCAACCUUGUGGUGGAUAUCUGACUAUAAACAUUUUUUUAACAGGCAUUCAAAGAUUCAAGGCACAAGAAGCGAGAAAUUCUAGUUUAAAAAGCACUGACGAAGCACCGGUUAGAAUCGCGUAUUUGUUGACUGUUAAUGGCAGAGCUAGUCGACAAGUGAGACGUCUCAUCAGUAUUCUUUAUGAUCCCUCACAUUUAUUCUACAUACACGUAGACGCGCGUCAAGACUACAUGUACAGAGAAAUGCUGGAGGUCGAGCGAAAAUGCAAAAAUAAGAACAUAAUAGUAGCCAAGGGUCCGGACUUGCGACAUGCGAGCAUCUGGGGAGGUGCCAGUCUCCUCACGACUUUCCUCACCUCUGCUCGUCAGAUGCUCUUGCAUUCGAAGAACUGGGACUUUCUGGUCAAUCUCUCGGAGUCCGAUUAUCCGAUCAAAACCAACGCUCGUCUCGUCGAGUUUCUCACGUGGAAUAGAGGCAUGAAUUUCGUCAAGUCGCAUGGCCGUGAGGUUCAGAGGUUUCUGACUAAACAGGGUUUAGAUAAAACGUUCGUAGAAUGUGAAGCGCGUAUGUGGCGAGUGGGUGACCGAAAGCUCCCCAAUGGUAUCCAGAUAGACGGAGGUAGCGACUGGGUCGCGUUAUCCCGCGAUUUCGUAGAAUACGUUGCCCGACCGGAACCAGAUGCCCUCGUAACUGGGUUAUUAAAAAUCUUCCGCUACACGCUGUUGCCGGCCGAGUCGUUUUUCCACACGGCGUUGAGAAACUCACGCUUCUGCGAUACCUACGUCGACAACAACCUGCACGUGACUAACUGGAAACGCAAGCUUGGCUGCAAGUGUCAGUACAAGGCUGUAGUCGAUUGGUGUGGGUGUAGUCCGAAUGACUUUAAAAUGGAGGAUUUCAAUAGGAUCAGGAAUACUGCUGAGAAGAAUCUGUUCUUUGCUAGGAAGUUUGAACCGGUUAUCGAUCAGAGAAUCAUUGACAGGGUAGAGCAAUGGCUCUAUCCUGAGAGAGCAAAUGCUACCACUGCACUGACCAUCAAAGGCUACGACUCCUAUUGGCAAAGUCUCUACCACCACGAAGACAUAAGUCCAGCAGCCGAUGACGCUCUUCUCACUGUGUCCAGCUCCUUAGCACGACUUGUUUACCAACGAUUCGGUGAACCGCCAGGGAUCGAAGGGGCCACUGUCCAUCUGCUUGAGACGAGCGCAUACUUUAGGGAAAAUCACUUUGCGGGAAUACUCAUACGAGCGGCUUCGGAUCGCCUUGCUAUGGAGUCGUCCACGCUUAUGACUGACUUCCCGGAUCAAGUUGAGGCAUUGAUAUACCCAAAACGUAAUCUAUCGACAGCCCGCUCGUGGGUUGGUAAAAUCACUAGUAUGACGAUAAAUACGGACUACGAUCAGAAGGAGCAGAUGUUCAGGAAUUUCUUAGGAGGCGUCGGUCCAAUGUCGAGUCCUGCAUUGGCUUAUGAAUUCGAUGCGAGUGUACCAGUACCGCAAAAUUUCACAGUUUUGUGGUUGGAUCCUUUAUAUAGGCUGGCUGACAUCAAUUACCUACAGAUCGAGGAAUCGUCUCUGAUAGGAUAUCUGAAACCUCAAUUGAGUGACCCACUGCAGAUCGGCAUUUGGAAUGUAUUCGUAAUACUAGAUUCCAAAAUUAUAGUCAAAUUGAAUUUUUUGGUGACGCCUCUGACGCAUUGGCGAAAUCGACCGAUAGGUCACGAAAAAUCUCGCGAAGUGAAUCACGGCCCUGCAACCCCCUACCAUGUUGCAAAAGAUCAGGCGGACAGGUGGCUCGAGUUUCUUCAACCGCAUAUUACGAUGAAAGAUACCGCAACUCGAGCUGGAUCCGAGGUACGCAUAGGGUGGCAAUUAGAGCGGUGGGUGGAUACGUACAUCUUCGAGCACUACGAGGUGUCGCGAGUCUGCGAUGCUGGCGAGGAACGACCGCGAAGUCGGGCCAAACACUCCAAAUCUCCGCUGCUCCAGCGUUGUAUCGCCACCGAUUGGAGCUCCCUAGCUCCCGACCCAAAGUCUGAUGUCCGUAGCAUAUGUCAAAAGAGUCGAUGAGAGAAAGAAAGAGAGAGAUGAAUGGAAAUGAAAAGCCCUUUUUGUAUUGACGGGUAUUCUCUGCGUCAGCCAUCCUUAUUACCUAGAUUCGGUUGGGUUCCGUCAGUGAUUUCGAAUGAUCGUUGCCGGUGUAAUAAAUGUUUCUUGGAACGCACAAUUUUGAUUAUCGAUCGAUGCCCGAUACCAAUGGUGUUCACUUUCUACACGGUUCACGUUGUUGAUCUUGCACUAAAAACGGGUGUCUAAUUGAAUUCUCUCGAGUUGUUGUCUAACGUUAAUGUCAUGAUCAUUACACCCAAUGUGUGUCUCAGGUGUCUGGAGAAAAAUCAAAUUGAACUUGCGUAUUGCAAUUAAAUUCUCGGGUCUCGUUCAUUGCGUAUCGAUGUUUUAGAGGUACUUUUUAUCGAACAAGUAAUAAUAAUGAAUCUUGCCAGUGAAAAAGCAAUAUAUAAGAUUACACGCAUAUACUCACUUAGCAAUUUUAUGGUCUGAAAUUUAUACGAGUUAUUUUUUUGAAUAAAUUGGUCAUAUCAGUGGGGAGGUAUUCGAAUCAAAUAGAUGGUAGGGAUAAGAAUAACGUUUUGUGAUAUGCAUUUGUUACCUAUGUAUUUAAAAGCUACUUCUUUGGGGAAUAAUUGUACGCGUAAGGUACAGCUUGUAAUGGGGCAGUCUUAUUGAAUACGUAUAUUUUAAUACAAUGUGAUAUACGUUACUCUAUGACUAUUGGGUUGCAUUGUGCGUAGUUUCAAAUUAGGAAAAGACGAUCUAUAUUCUUACGUUUCGUAGUACUAUUGAGAUUUUGCUGAUAUAGCUUUACAUUGUCAAUGAUUAGCUUUGUAUGAUACCGAUGCGAUGCAAGUAAAUAACGAUUUUUUUAAUUAGGUUCGAGUCGAAGUAAUUUUAUAUACGUGUGAAGUUAUAAUAGCUAAGUAAUAAGAAGCAUAAUUGAAUCAAAAACAUUUUUUCAAUUAUAAUAAUUAUAAUGAAAUGCAUGUACGUUAGAGGAAGGCUUUAAUAUAAAUUUGAGACUUUCUAAGAUAAUAUUUACUCAAUAUACAUGUUUUAGGUAAUAUUCGUUUUAUAUCUUCAAGCUUUUUGUAAAAGUUGAUGCUGUUAAAAUAACGUACACGUAUAACGUGUAAGUGGUUUAUUAUGUAUUAUACAAAAAUAUUACAUAAAAAUAAGGAAACUAUGAAGGUAAUUAAAAAAUCGACAAACUUGAGUUUGUUACAGACUGAAUAAUGGCUAAAAUAAUUAAAAUUAUGCUAUGAUCUCUAUUCGACAAUAAUUUUCAUAUUGCAAUAAAAUUUGGAGUAUUUCUUACAAUAUUGUUUGCUUAGCAUUCUCAUUUCUCAAAGUUUAACUAUCAUUAUAAUUACAUGUUUUCGUGAAUGGAAUACUUACCUUCUCUAAUUACUAAAAAGUACUCAAACACUAAGCCAGUGACCGAAUAAGACAUUUCGAUUCGCUAUAUUUUAUAGCUUCUCUUAUAUCGAACAAAUUAUGGUAAUUAAUUGUUAGUUUUUCUAUAAAUCUAUUUAAUAAUCGUUUUGUAAAAGCUACUUUUGACGCAAAGUUAUUCGGCGAACUUCAUUGAUACUUACCACAAUGAUAUUCGAUUGAUGUGUUAAACGAUCAUUUGGAGUGCAAAAAGAACCCGACCGAUUAUUUAUCAAACAACGUGCCAUUCCUUAUUAACGCAGCGUGUCGCGCAUAUUUGUAAGAACAAAUGAUGUUCAAAUGAAUAUUUUUAUAUCAAUUAAAUGUACAUACAUAUACAUUCGAUCUUAAUAAAUAUUUACGAUGAAUAUACUUCGAUUAUAAUCGACUUUAUUAACAACAAAUAAACGACGUUAAUCUUUCAACUCUUUGAUAAAAGAAAAAUAUUUUAUGUGUAUAUUGACGUAUAUUCCGACAUGUUAGAAAAGUCGUUUCUCAAAACAGUAAAAACAAGCAAAAUCAAUACUCUUUAAAAUGCUGUAUUACUUUUACAUCAUAAAAUUUCCAAAGAUUAACUUUGACAUGUAUUAAAUAUACAUUAGUUUACCUGUAAUUCUUGUAAAUACUUAAUUGAAUAAAACCAAAAAUGAAAAAUCUA